GUGUGCUCCUGGCGUUCAGUAAGAAAAGCGUCGCCCAGCGGUCUAGUACGAACGUAUACCGAACGCUUUGUAUAUCCUGUAAAUUAUAUCCUGUGUGUGCGAUUGAUCACGUCUGCCUGGCAGAAGGCGAAGGAAAUCCCUGAAACGAUAUUACAAGCCAAGUGCGCUUGAGUUCGUGUAUUUCCGGUUGAACAAACACAUAAGCGAAACAUAAAAGAAAGGCGAAAAAAAAUAUAUAUACUUACACAUUUUCCACAUGCCCCCCCCCCCAUACUUAUGUCAAUAUAUAUAUCUAUAUAUAUAUGUAGCAUAUGUAUGUGUAGUACAUAAAUAGAGUAACCAGCCAGCACGAAAAGUGAAAAUACAUAGAGGCAAAGCGAGGCGAGAGCAUAUUUCAUAAGUUUGCACUCCGCACACAUAGAAAGCAGCGGCGAGAGCCAGAGAAAGCUGGCGACAAAGGCUAACGCACGACCUUUGGCACCGAGUUCACAUCCUGCGGAGGGGUCAGCAGCGAAUCAAUAAAGACAAAGACAAAGCCAGAGCAACUGCAUCCCCAAAUACACCAAAAACACCAAAAACACCAACACACUUCGCGUCCACAUCGAGUCCAAGCGACCAAAAUUCACUCGCAAAUUAUGCUGACCAUGUCGACCCUGAUGAUGCCAGCACCGACCAUAGCCAUGGGUGCCCCGCAGAUCACAAUGGGUCCGCACAAGCCGCCGGAAACGAAGCUGCUGGCCAUCCAUCCCGCUGCAGCGGCCGCAGCAGCCGCCCAGCAGCAGCAGCAGCAACAGCAGCAGCAGCAGUCGGCGGUGACAGCUGCUCAUUUGCAGCACAAUGGCCAGCAGCAGCACUCGCAGCAGCAACAGCAGCAGCAAAUGUCGCAACAGCAACAGCAACAGCAGCAGCAGCAGCUCGUGGGCAGCAACUCCAAGCCAGAACAGUUUCACAUUUUUGUGGGCGAUCUGAGUGCCGAAAUCGAAACGCAACAGCUAAAAGAUGCAUUCACCCCAUUCGGAGAAAUAUCAGACUGCAGAGUUGUGCGCGAUCCGCAGACGUUGAAAUCAAAGGGCUAUGGCUUUGUCAGCUUUGUCAAGAAAUCGGAGGCGGAAACCGCCAUCACUGCAAUGAAUGGCCAAUGGCUGGGCUCGCGCUCGAUACGCACAAAUUGGGCCACACGAAAGCCGCCGGCAACCAAGGCAGACAUGAACGCCAAGCCGCUGACCUUUGACGAGGUCUACAACCAGAGCAGCCCCACCAAUUGCACUGUCUACUGUGGCGGCAUCAACGGCGCCCUCUCCGGUUUCCUCAACGAGGAGAUCCUGCAGAAGACCUUCUCGCCGUACGGCACAAUACAGGAGAUAAGGGUCUUCAAGGACAAAGGAUAUGCAUUCGUGCGCUUCUCCACCAAGGAGGCGGCCACACACGCCAUCGUGGCCGUUAACAACACGGAGAUCAACCAGCAGCCGGUGAAGUGUGCGUGGGGCAAGGAGAGUGGCGACCCCAACCACAUGUCGGCCAUUGCCGGUGGGGCCUUGGCCCAGGGAUUCCCCUUCGGCUCGGCGGCUGCGGCGGCCGCAGCGGCUGCCUACGGACAGCAGGUGGCCGGAUACUGGUACCCGCCGGCACCCACAUAUCCGGCGGCAGCACCCGCCAGUGCCCUACAGCCAGGACAGUUCCUGCAGGGCAUGCAGGGUUUCACCUACGGUCAAUUCGCCGGCUACCAGCAGGCAGGAUACAUGGGAAUGGGCGUCCAGCUGCCUGGCACCUGGCAGAGUGUGCCGCCCCAGCCUCAGCUGGCCAGUGCAGCGGCUGCCACUGCGCCGCAGAUCACACAGAGUGUGGGCAGCGCAUUGCCGCAGGCGGCCGGAGUGGUCGCCUAUCCGAUGCAGCAGUUCCAGGUCAGUCCACAGCUGGCGGAGGAUGAGUGGCUGGCGCCCAGUCUGCUCGUGUAGCUGCCAUGAGGGAUGGCCAUGUAUCCCACACAGCAGAACCAGCAGCAGCAGCAGCAACAGCAACAGCAGCAACAGCAGCAGCAUAUGCUGCAGCAGCAACAUGAGCAGCAGACGUCCGGGGAAUAUGUGAAGGAGCCGCCCUA
Messenger RNA from Drosophila yakuba, 2098 nucleotides. RefSeq names its product nucleolysin TIA-1. The record is from RefSeq and is a predicted model, not a curated record. Gene Ontology annotation, molecular function: RNA binding. The transcript is spliced from 9 exons. NCBI's taxonomy places the organism in Eukaryota, Metazoa, Arthropoda, Insecta, Diptera, Drosophilidae. Bases 636 to 1955 code for a protein of 439 amino acids.